Sitodiplosis mosellana (orange wheat blossom midge) is the source of this 2644-nucleotide messenger RNA. RefSeq names its product anaphase-promoting complex subunit 5 (gene ida). Gene Ontology annotation, biological process: protein K11-linked ubiquitination; positive regulation of mitotic metaphase/anaphase transition; anaphase-promoting complex-dependent catabolic process. Bases 152 to 2515 code for a protein of 787 amino acids. The record is from RefSeq and is a predicted model, not a curated record. Gene Ontology annotation, cellular component: anaphase-promoting complex. NCBI's taxonomy places the organism in Eukaryota, Metazoa, Arthropoda, Insecta, Diptera, Cecidomyiidae. The transcript has 2 exons.
UUGUCAACGGCAACAAAACCGAGCAACAACAUUUGAAUGUGUGCUGUGUGUUGAAAUUCAAGCGAUGGUCGCUUUUCGUCUUGAUGUUACAAGUUCCGUGUAAAUAAAUUCGGUGUCAAUUGAAUCAAAUCGAAAAUCACAAAUAUCCGAUAUGGAUACGAAUCGAAGGGAAUUCGAUCCAUUAAACAUUUGGCCGAAUGCAAAAACGAUGAAAAUCGAUAAAAUUACGCCGCAUAAAAUAGUGGUGGUAUUUUUGGUGCAAGAAUAUUUAAAAGUGAAGAGCGAACAUGAGAAUCAUGACGUUUACCCGGCAAAAUAUUCAAAACGUUUUUGUAUGCUAUUAUUGAAAUUGAUCCAAUUUCCGGAUAUGUCGUACAAGGAUUUGCACAGUUUUCUAUCGAAUGCAGACGUUGGCAUCGAUCCAAAUCAUUUGCACAGCUUUGAAGAGCUCAUGGAAACGAUAUCUACCGUUGGUCUUGAUGUAUUAUUUGAUUUACAAAUGUUUAUCGGUAAAUUGCUCACCGACAAUUUGCAUGUCAAUCAAUUUGGUGUGGUCGGAUUUUAUAUACGACGCAUACUGUUGGCGCUCAAUAAAAUGGGUUUUGAGGGAAUAAGCGAUUUGUACGAAAGUAUUAUAGCCUACUAUGAGAAGGGGAUUCGUGCAAUGGCAUUUUCAUCGACAAAUGAAGGCGCCGCCAAUUUUGAACCGGAUGACAGUGUUGAUUGUUCAUCAUCGAUGAUGGCUGAUAUAUCGAAUGAAGCACGGCACGCAUCGAAACGUCAAUUGUCACUCAUUAUGCCGUCCAUUUCAACGAUCAAAGAACGUAAUGGACACAGUAAAUGGUCUGUCAAACAAGCCGAUUUAUUUAUUGCUCAACAAUGCAAUCUAUUGGAGAACAACGAAAUUUACGCCUUAAAACCCAUCGAAUUACAACAACGGCUCAAUGAAAUUAUCGAUGAUAUUCCGUUGUACACACAAGCCCACGCACUCACUUAUUUAAAUAGUUUGCGUGUUCGUGAUUUCUUCAGCUCAUUGGAUUCAUAUCAUCGGGCCUAUGAUCAGAAUUCAUCGCGUGAAAUUGAUGCGGCCAAUGCGGAAGCAGCUCAAACAUCAAACAAUGGCCAAUCGAAGAAUGCAAACCGUGGACUACAGUAUUCCAGCUUGAAUUUGGCCAUUUUACACAUGAAAUUCGAACAUUACAAUGAAACGCUGUCCAAUUUACGUGAAUGCAUAAUGUUGGCACAAGAAGCCGGUGACAAAGCAUGCUUACAAUUGGCACAGCUGUGGUUAUGUUUGUUGGAUAAAAAGUAUGUGCUGUUGUGCGAGACAAAUGUGACAAAUCAACUGGAAAAUACGGCGGUUCAUUCGGUGUCGCUGGGUGUACAGUUUGUUGUAAAUGUUGCCGCUAUUUCAGGCGUUGUGCCAUCAAAAUUAUUCGAGCUGCUAAUGAAAAGUGAGGUGAUCAAUUUCCAGCACAGCCUUAUGGAUUUGGUGGCGAAUAGUUGUUCGCAAAAAGCGGCCGUCUGGCAAUUGUAUGGCAAAACGGAAUUGGCAUCGUUAUGCAAUCAACUGUUGCUGCAAGUGGUGCGAUCGAGUAAAGAUAGUGAUUGCAUCGAGAAUAGUGAAGCCGUAUGCCUGUCGCUGUGUUCGAUUGCACUUUGGCUUAGUGUACAGGGUGAACACGUUCUGUCGGCCGUGGUCAUUCAACAUGCUGCCGAACGAUUUCCACGAGAUCCAUUGUCACGAAACUGGCAAAUGACCGAAGCCUACAUUCAAUCACAGCAAUCCAUUCAUCGUUGCAAAUGGACCGAUGGACUGAGAGCAUGCAGUCAAAUUCGCAUUUAUAAUCCCGUGUUGAGUGCAUUGCAACAGGCCACAUUGAAUAUUUCACGAGGAAAUGGAUCGGCAGCCUACAAAUAUCUGCAACAAUUACUCAACGACGAUGGACUCGAGCCCAUUUAUCGUGUUCGUACAAUGAUUCUGAUGUCAAACACAUUUGUACGCAACGAGUUGGCAAUUAGUGCGGAAAAGCGAUUUUCCGCCGAAGCUAUGGGCAUUCUGAAUGAAGCAUCCGUAUAUGCAAAAGAAAAAUUUCUAUCCUAUGAAGCGGCACUGGUUGAUCUGCACACCACCUAUGUUUUAUUACUGAUGGGAAUGCCACAGCAGGCACUGAAGUUAAUUCGAAAUUGUAUGGAAACCAUAUUAGCAAAUGGCGGCAUUUAUGAUUGUACGCGUACUCAAUUCUUAUUUGUUAAGUGUUUGAUUGCGGCCCAAGGAGAUAAUCAUUUAGAGAAAAUCAAUAAACUAUUAGCCACGCUACCCAUUUUAGACGAAUGUAUACAAAAUUUUAUGAAACUCGAGGCAUUCGCCAAAGUCAAGGAUAUCUACAUUUAUUUGUCGAUAUUCUAUGAAAGCGUCGGCCUAAUGGCCGAACGCAAUAAAUGGGCGUGCAAAUUUCGAUAUUUAGACGAACAAUUCCCAACGCCAACCGAAUAUCUCAAUGUAUUUUUAUAAGAUAACAACACACAUGCCGAUCGAAAAUUAAGAACAACAAAAAACAAACCGAACUGAAUUGAAGAAGAAAAUGAAAAAAUAAAAUUCAAAUAAAACAAGAACUGAAGAAUAAGUUUAUGAAACAACAAA